AUGAAGGCCACCGCAUCCCAAGAGCUCAAGAGAGUCAGCCCGCGCACCAACAAGGGCAUCUUCACCUCUACCAAGCUAGACCAGGAGCAAACCCCCCUGCCAAGAAAGAGCAGCAAGAGCAAGAGCCAGGGCAAGGCCGGCAAGAAGGCCCCACCGACCAAGACCGCCCCCAAAGCCAUCCAGAAAGCCACGGCCCCCAAGAACGCGGCCCCUUCACCCCCUCCCCACCGCAGCAGAGCAGCCCGCGCGGCCGACCGCGCCGCGCCCGCUCGCGCCGCCGCUGUCCGCAAGUCCGUCAAGCUCGCGGGGUCUAGGCCGUCGUCGGCCGGUUCCGACGAGGGGGAUGCGCGGGAGUCCGACUGGCGUUCUGGAACGCUUGGGAUGGUGGAGAUUCGAGCUGGGAGGUGGGCCAGGGGAUGGGGGGAGGCUCGGGAUCCUAGGACGGUGGUGGAUGGGUAUGUGGGAUUAUUUCCCGCGGUGGUGGUAAUAUGGGACUUUCGUUGA
Molecule: messenger RNA, 504 nt
Organism: Letharia columbiana
Lineage: Eukaryota; Fungi; Ascomycota; Lecanoromycetes; Lecanorales; Parmeliaceae
Exons: 2
Coding region: 1-504 (167 amino acids)
Source: RefSeq, a predicted model, not a curated record